UGGGCGCUGCUUGCUUCGAACUGUUGCACGGUGUUUGUUGUGCCUGCUCUAACUAAUAAUGAACAACUUAAGGAUUUAAGGAGUCACUUUUGGAACUGAACUGCAUUUCGCAACGUGUGUUCAAUAGUUUAUGAGGGAACAUUCGAGUUGGAAUAAGAACCGUGGUCUUUCGGCCCUUCUGGAGUAUUGAAUUCAUUAGAUGGACUUCAAAUGAACUGAAGUCAAGCCACAUUUGGCUGUUUCCCUGCUCCAUUCAAAAAAGAUGGCAGACCGCUUUUACAAGUUGGAAGAUGAAGCCUUCCCGAGUUUCCUCUGCAAGUCUCUGGACAGCACCAGUGGCCGUGCCACACUGGGGAAUGUGACAUUGGGUUCAGGCCCAGGGCUUCCAGUGGCUGCUUCUACAGUGGCUAAAAUUAAACCAGGAUCUGACAACAGAGAAGACCCUGUUGAGGCGUCAUAUCUGGAGGGCCAAGAGCAGCAGGCCAAAUCCCAGUCCUUUCUUAGGGAACAACCCAUGUUCGCCCUAAGCUUCAAGGAUGACUUGGACAAUGCGGAUGACUUCAUUGCAGCUCACCGUCUCUCAGACAUGCUCGUAAAGAUUAAUUUGGAUGAGAGUGCAUCUCAAAACCAAGCCUCCAUGCUGAGGCUGUGUUCUCCACAGAUGGGCUCAGUCCACAGCCGGCACACAGAGCUUGGAACAGAUCUUUCAACGGGGCUCCUGACGUGUGCCCAUUUUGGGCAAAAAGAAAACACAGAUGCAAAGGCUCAGCCUCUACCUGCUACAGCUGACGAGGACAAUGUGCAGCGUGAGGGAGUGGACAGUGACCAUUUCAGUGGCAGUAACUCUAGCUUCCUGGCAAAUGAGAAGCUAAUGUCCAUGGACAGCAUCAGUAGCGAUAUCACAGAUGAUGAUGAGCUGGAGCUGUAUUUCAAUAAGCUGGUGCCCCUCCUCAUGCAGCGAGGCAGAGUGGAGGGCCAGGAGAUUCCUGUGACAGGACGGCCAGGUGCUACUGACAACAAUUCAAACCCAAGUUCUACAGAACCAGAGCAGUAUAGACACCAGUUUCUCGAUGACUACAAUCAGGAAGACUUUCAGAUGCCUGAUGUGCGUCUUGCUGCUACAGGUAUGGACUCCUGUCCAGCCAGUGAUGAGGACACUGAGGAUGAGCUGGAGUCUGCCAGAAGGGACAGCAAUGCUACCCGGACACGGCUGCUGCCCAGCACUUCAAGACAACUGGUUGGAGAGAGCAAUCGUCCCAGUUUCAGGCCAGGCUUAGAGGGAGGCAGUUCUGAUGAUGAGGCUUCCAGUGGCCGCGGCGGUCCAUCUCUAUCUGGGAUUGAACAGAGACGAUCGGCUGAGGGACAGGUCAUCAACCCUCCAGUCACGGGGGAUGGAGGAGGUGGGGAUGGAAGCAGUGGGAGUGAGGAAAGCGGAAAUGACGGUGGGGUUGCGACCAUCCCUCUCCCGGCGACUGUGGUCCAGACCACCUAUGAUGCCCUGCGUGGGCUGGGGGUUGUGGGGAGUAAUGCUAUUGGUGAGGAAAAUGAUGGCAAGCUGAAUCUGCAAGGACAUAAUAGGAAUAGUCUUUUCAGACAUACCGAGAUGGGGGACCGUGUGGGUCCUGUAGGAAUAGGAGAGGCCAGCUCUUCUUCCGGUGCAUCAAGGGGAACUCAGAGGCUUUCUUCUGUCAACUGGAGCAUGGUCCUAGACAGACAGGAGGCACUGAAUCAAUCAGUCAGAUUCCAGCCUCUCCACCAUGGACAAGACUAAAGAGCUGUCUAAGGACCUCAGGGACAAGACUGUAGACCUGCACCAGGCUGGGAUUGGCUACAAGACUAUCAGAAAGCAGCCUGGUGAGAAGGAGACCACUGUUGGUGCCAUCAUUUGAAAAUGGAAGAAAAGUAAAAUGGGCAUCAAUCAACAAUCAAUCGCCCUCGUUCUGGGGCUCCACACAAGAUC
Messenger RNA from Notothenia coriiceps (black rockcod), 1960 nucleotides. RefSeq lists its product as uncharacterized. Gene Ontology annotation, cellular component: centriole; pericentriolar material; cytoplasm. The record is from RefSeq and is a predicted model, not a curated record. Gene Ontology annotation, biological process: centrosome-templated microtubule nucleation; centrosome cycle; centrosome duplication. Bases 263 to 1771 code for a protein of 502 amino acids. The transcript is spliced from 13 exons. Gene Ontology annotation, molecular function: protein kinase binding. Lineage: Eukaryota; Metazoa; Chordata; Actinopteri; Perciformes; Nototheniidae.